This is a messenger RNA of Coffea eugenioides, 2514 nucleotides long. RefSeq names its product protein FAR1-RELATED SEQUENCE 5-like. Lineage: Eukaryota; Viridiplantae; Streptophyta; Magnoliopsida; Gentianales; Rubiaceae. Bases 1 to 2514 code for a protein of 837 amino acids. The transcript is spliced from 2 exons. Gene Ontology annotation, molecular function: zinc ion binding; sequence-specific DNA binding; DNA-binding transcription factor activity. Gene Ontology annotation, biological process: regulation of DNA-templated transcription. The record is from RefSeq and is a predicted model, not a curated record.
AUGGAUCAGGAGAAAGGAAAAAAUGCAGUAAUAAAUUUGAAUGAAGAGGAUGAGAAUUGUGAGUUAUUUAGCUCAAGUGAAGAAGAAUUCAUUUCCUCGGAAACAAUAGAAAAAAAUUACCCUGUUGAUGAUAUGGAUGAAGAAGUGAUGAAUAUGGUAUUUGACACUGAGGAAGAUGCAUAUGAGUUCUACAAUUUGUAUGGCAAGCUCACUGGUUUUGGCAUUAAGAAGGCAGAUGUUAAAAUUAGUCAAGAUGGAACUGUACGGUAUAGAAAAUUCGCAUGUUCUCGGGAAGGAAAAAGGCACGAGAGAUAUUACAAUCUAGCACAGAGGAUUAGGCAGCCCAGGCCAGAGACAAGGACAGGAUGUCUUGCAUGUCUACGCAUCAAACAUGACAAAGCAUCUGAAAAAUAUGUGGUGACGAAUUUCGUGAAAGAACACAAUCACAAAAUGGCUUCCAAAUCAAGCAUUCCAUAUCUAUGGUCUCAUCGACACGUAACAGAUGCCGAUUAUGCUCAAGUACGAACAAUGAAAAUGGCAGGGGUGAAAACAAGUCAGGUUAUGAAAUUUUUUGCAAUGCAGUGUGGUGGAUAUGGUAAUGUUGGAUUUGUGCUAAAAGACCUAUAUAACCGUGUCGAUAAAGAAAGGAGAGUCUUGAUUGAGGCUGGGGAUGCAAAAAAUGCAAUUGCAUAUUUCAAUGGGAGGAAGGCCAGUGACAAAUCAUUCAUCUUUGAAUAUGAUGUAGACGAAGAAUCAAGGUUGAAGACCCUUUUCUGGGCAGAUUAUGAGUCCCAAUUGGAUUAUAAAUGUUUUGGUGAUGUUCUAAUAUUUGAUUCGACUUAUAAUGUCAACGAGUAUCAUAAGCCACUCGUUGUAUUUUCUGGAGUGAACAAUCAUUAUAAUACUGUUGUAUUCGGUACAGCCUUGGUAUCGGGUGAGAGUGUUGAAGAAUAUGAGUGGCUCCUUCACACAUUAACCAAAACUAUGGGAGGACGAAAGCCAAAGGCCGUGAUAACAGAUGGGGACAAAGCAAUGAGGAGGGCAAUAAAUAAUGUGUUCCCAGAUGCUCGACAUAGAUUAUGCAUUUGGCAUUUGAUGAAAAAUGCAGACGCUAAAGCCAAAUCAAAUGUAUUCAAGUCAAUGUUCGGUAGGAUGAUGAAAAAGGCGUACCCCAUUGGUGACUUGGAGGAAGAGUGGUUUGCUGUUUUGGGUAAAUGUGGACUCCGCCAAAAUAAAUGGGUGGAAAAGAUUUUCGAAAUGAGGUUGCUAUGGGCUGAAUCGUUGCUUCGUGAUACUUUUUUUGCUGGAAUGCGAAGCACUCAAAGGUGCGAACAAAUGAAUGCCUUUCUUAAACAGUAUUUGAAGAAGAACAUGCGAUUUUAUGAGUCAGUCAUCAUCCAUGAGUUGGCUCUUACUCACUUGAGGCAUACUGGGGCCAAGGCAGUUUAUGAGACAGAAGAUACAAUAGUGGUUUUGGCAACUGCAUUACAAAAGUUGGAGAAGCAUGCAUCCGAAGUGUAUACUCGAAAUGUUUUCUUUCGGGUAAAGAAGCACCUUAACAGACAAGGCCUAUAUGAUUGUUAUGAACGGAAAGAAACUUGGAAUGGCUGCAUAUUUUUUCUCAAAAAGUAUGCCGAUGACAGAACAUGGACCGUAGAGCUCAAUCGAAGGACCCUAUCAUUAAAGUGCUCGUGCAAGAAAAUGGAAUGGAAAGGGUUACCAUGCGCACACAUGUUUCGUGUAAUGCUGAUGGAAAACAUGCAAUCAAUACCAAAAUCCUGCAUUUUAAAAAGAUGGACAUGCGAGGCCAGAGAGGAGGCGGAUAAUGAAGUUCUUGAAGGGAGGCAGGAGAUAUAUGCUGAGUUGGUUCAAACUGCAAGAUUUGGAACGUUGACAUCAAUUUGCAAGGAAAUGUGUUUCUUUGCAUCCCAUAUGGAUGAUGGAUUUGCUCGUGUACGAGAUAUUGUUAUAAAGGAGACUAAUAAUUGGAGGAGAGCUUGGGUGGAGCGUGGAUUUGAUUGUGGCACUAAUGGAAGGUUAGCUGCGGAUCCAAAAAAGUCACGCUUGAGCCAAUAUUGUGUGAAGGACCCCGAGAGGACAAGAGCUAAAGGUGACCGGGUUCAUACCAAUAAAAACAAAGCUGCUAAGUGUGGAAACUGUGGGUUGCGUGAUGGCCACAACAAAAGGACAUGUCCUCGUAACUUGCUUAGUUACGAUGCAUGUGGUAUUUCUGGAAGCCAAGCAAUUCAUUAUAGCAACCCAGGAUCAGGGACUAUGGGUGACUCAAGAUUCCAGUUCGGUGCAUCCUCAUCUGGUGAUUUUCAAGGAGUUCAGCAUCCAUUCCUAAGUCACUCAGGAAUGUUAAAUAGAGUUGACAGAGAUGGAAGUAGUAGCCAAAAAAUUGAUCAUAGUCAAUCUCACACGAUGCAGAGUCCUUGGAGUGAAUGGAAUGGAACAGGAUCAUACACAAUUGCAGACCGAAAUAGCUAUUCAGCUUCUUUUUGGAAAAGUUAA